Molecule: messenger RNA, 2807 nt
Organism: Mus pahari (shrew mouse)
Lineage: Eukaryota; Metazoa; Chordata; Mammalia; Rodentia; Muridae
Gene: Col26a1
Product: collagen type XXVI alpha 1 chain
Exons: 13
Coding region: 214-1536 (440 amino acids)
Molecular function (GO): protein binding
Source: RefSeq, a predicted model, not a curated record
CUCUCUGAAUUUGAAAAGGCGGCCCUGGAGAGGCGUGGGCGCCCCCCUCCCCAACCCCCAGACGACUUCCACCUCGGACCCUGACUUCACGCCAUCACCGGCUGGCUCCCUGCUCUCCAGCCUGGGGCAACAGGGUCAGUCCAGCGGUCUGGGGCACUCUUGAUCGGCUCCCGGCUCCCGGGACCCUAGGUCCCCGCGGGAGAGCCGUGCAAAAUGAAGCUGGUUUUGCUGUUACCAUGGGCGUGUUGCUGCUUGUGCGGGUCGGCGCUGGCCACCGGCUUCCUCUACCCGUUCCAGGCAGCAGCCUUGCAGCAGCACGGCUACCCGGAGCAAGGCGCCGGCUCCCCCGGCAACGGCUACUCGAGUCGCCGGCACUGGUGCCAUCACACGGUGACAAGGACAGUGUCCUGCCAGGUGCAGAAUGGCUCCGAGACGGUGGUCCAGCGAGUCUACCAGAGCUGCCGGUGGCCUGGGCCUUGUGCCAACCUCGUGAGUUACAGGACUCUCAUUAGACCGACCUACCGGGUUUCCUACCGCACGGUGACUGCACUGGAGUGGCGGUGUUGCCCUGGCUUUACCGGAAGCAACUGCGAGGAAGAAUGUAUGAACUGUACCCGGCUUAGCGACAUGAGUGAGCGGCUGACCACGCUGGAGGCCAAGGUCCUCCUGCUGGAAGCAGCUGAGCAGCCUUCAGGUCCAGACAAUGAUCUGCCACCCCUGCAGAGCACCCCACCAACCUGGAACGAGGACUUCCUGCCGGACGCCAUUCCCAUCGCACAUCCAGGGUCCCGGAGGAGAAGACCCACAGGUCCAGCUGGACCUCCAGGACAGAUGGGACCACCUGGGCCUGCAGGACCUCCAGGUUCCAAAGGUGAACAGGGCCAGACAGGCGAGAAGGGCCCAGUGGGACCUCCAGGUCUCUUGGGGCCACCGGGGCCACGCGGGCUUCCUGGAGAGAUGGGGCGCCCUGGUCCACCAGGCCCUCCUGGCCCAGCGGGAAGUCCUGGCCUCUUGCCAAACAGUCCCCAAGGCGUCCUGUAUUCCCUGCAGACACCAACAGACAAAGAGAAUGGAGACUCCCAGCUGAACCCCGCUGUUGUAGACACAGUGCUGACUGGCAUCCCAGGUCCCCGGGGUCCCCCAGGGCCCCCUGGUCCCCCAGGACCACACGGUCCCCCGGGACCCCCAGGAGCACCUGGAUCCCAGGGCCUGGUGGAUGAGCAGGUUGUGUCAAGGCCAUCUGGUGAGCCCAGUGUGAAGGGAGAAGAGGACAAAGCCAACGCGGCAGAGGGAGAAGGCGUGCAGCAGCUUCGAGAGGCCCUGAAGAUCCUGGCGGAAAGGGUUCUUAUCCUGGAGCACAUGAUUGGGGUGCAUGAUCCCCUGGCCUCCCCUGAGGGCGGCUCUGGGCAGGAUGCAGCCCUGAGAGCCAACCUCAAGAUGAAGCGAGGAGGUCCUCGACCCGACGGCAUCCUGGCUGCCCUGCUGGGCCCUGACCCUGCACAAAAGAGCGCAGACCAGGCUGGCGACAGGAAGUAAGAGUCCCUCUCCCCGGUGCGAGCCCAGCCCUACAGCUGAACAGCGGCUUCAUCCUGAAGACUCCCCACGUGGGACUGGGCAUCAGGCAGGGACCAUUGUGGAGGACACUGGGAGCCUGGGGUCCCUGGGGAGAGAUGGUGCUUCCAAGGGCAGGGCCCACCACCCUGACAGAGCUCUUCUUUUGCCCCUGCCCCCUACUUCCCACUCCCGCUGGAGACGGGGUCUGGGUGAGCUGGGUGGGCUGGGUGGAGUUAGGAGAAUAACCACAAUUCUCAGUGGCUGAGCCCCUGCUCUGUCAGGGUCAGGGCCAGCUCAGGCGCUUUCCCUAUAUCGUCUCAUUAUUAAUCCUUAAAAGGUAGGUCUGUGCUCCCCACUCAGCCCGGGGACCGAUGUACAGACGGCACACAUGACCCAGCUUCUGUGUGGGGGUGUGUGGGGGUAGAUUUUAACCCAGACCUCAUGUUGCUAAAGCCAUGACCCUGAGGAGUGUGGUCCAGAGGAUUCCUGAGGCAGCUGGGCUGCCGGGAGGCAGGGCCACCUGGAAAGACAUCAGGGCACUACAGAAUUUGGGGCCUGCCGCUCUUCCUCUGGUCACUUCCUUAGGGCUGCAGGUAGGGGUCAGCUUCCAAGAGGGGAGUUUGAGGGAGGGUCUCUGAGGAUGAGAAGGGCAAAGAGCUUUGAAUCAGUUUGGCGACGCCCCCUAAUGUCUCCCAGUCUUGCUGAGCCGACUGGUCCUUACCCGCCCUCGCCCAUGGAGAAGGAAGGACCAUCCAAUGAGACCAUCCAUCCAGGGUGGGACCUAGAGCUUCCAUCAUGGCCACUCUUUCAUGAAUAUCUAUAUCCUAUUUUGAUGGACAGCACAAAUCCAUGACCCCUUAACAGUCAGACUGCCUGUAUCCUACCUAGGCUUGCUAGGGGCCGUGGCCACACACCUUGAGGCUGGGGUCCGGGCAGGUUCCACAGAAGAACUGCCCCACAGCCCUGAAGGCCUCUCUGGCUGGUGCUUGGUCUCUUAUGACCCCCCCCCUACUCUGGUGCUCCUCUAACUGGGCCAUGGCCCCGACACUCAGAGGACAGAAAUCACCCCCCUCGGGUAUGUCUCCCUGCCCGGCAGGAGUGACCAUCCCUAAAGUUCUUGGUGCUUAUGCAAGGCUGUGACCUGACCCCACUGGGCCCUGUAGGCUUUCCCUGAGCUUUUCUCUGUCUCCACCAGGAGGUGAUCAGAGGUGACCUGUGAUGUUAUUUCAAAUAAAGGUGCUCUCUCCACUGUG